UUAGUGAGGGACCGGGAACAUUUGCUGCUUACUCCUAGUCCAAAGAGUAAUUCUCAGUUACAGGAAGAAACCGCUUUCUUCCUUUUUCCUUCCCGGGCGCCCAGCGUGAGCUAAGUCCAAACCCCGCUGCUGUCCCUGGGACGGUGCGUGUCAUGAGCCCCGCGUUCCCCAGUGCACCCCCGACGCUGGGGCUUCUCGGGCUCUUCUCGCUAUUGCUGCUGCUGUACUUGCCCGCGGCUCAAGGUGCCUGCAGUAUCCCUCCAGAAAUACCUAACGCCAAGCCAGAACUGAACAGCCUAACAAGUUUUCCUGUUAAUAGCACUAUAACAUACAAAUGUAAUGAAGGAUUUGUAAAAAUUCCUGGCAAGUCAGACUCAGUGGUUUGUCUUCAAUCCAAUAAGUGGUCAAAAUUAUCAGAAUUUUGUAAUCGUACUUGUAACGUUCCACCUUCAUUACGCUUUGCUUCACUCAAAAAACAAUUUAGUAAACAGAACUACUUUCCAGUGGGUUUCACUGUGCAAUAUGAGUGCCGGCCAGGAUAUAAAAGAGAUAAUAGUCUGCCAGCAAAGCUCACUUGCCUUCAGACUUCAAUGUGGUCCAAUCCUUCUGAAUUUUGUAAAAGAAAAUCAUGUUCAACUCCUCCAGAUCUGCUACAUGGUCAAGUCAGUGUAACAAGUGACAUCUUAUUGGGUUCAACAAUCACCUUUACUUGUAAUGAAGGAUAUAGGUUAGUAGGGGCACAAGAUAGCCAAUGUAUUCUUAUGGAUAAAAAUGUUGUUUGGAGUGACCCACAUCCAGAAUGCACAGAAAUUUUAUGUCAUGAACCUCCAAAAAUUGCGCAUGGAGGAAUCAAAGAAACUCAGGACAGUUAUAAAUAUGGAUCAUCUGUAACUUAUAUGUGUAGUGAAGGCUUUUCACUUAUUGGGGAGAAAUCUAUUCAUUGUACUAUAAAAGAUGAACAAGGAGAAUGGAGUGGGCCUCUCCCUGAAUGCAAAGCUGAAAAAUCUACCACAACAAAUGCUCCAGCAACUGAUGCUCUAGCAACCCAUGUUCCACCAACAGGGCAGGUCAAUGCUACAAAAGCUCCAGCAACCCAUGCUCUACCAACAAAGAAAGCCAGUGCCACUAAAGCUCCAGUAACUGAUGUUCCAGCAACACCUGAUCCACCAACAGGGCAGGCCGAUUCCACAAAGGCUCCAGUCACUGAUGCUCCAGCAACCCAUGCUCCACCAACAGGGCAGGCUGCUGCCACAAAGGCUGUAGUAACUGAUGCUCCAGCAACCCAUGCUCCACCAACAGGGCAGGCCGAUGCCACAAAAGCUCCAGCAACCCACGCUCCACCAACAGGGCAGGCCGAUGCCACAAAAGCUCCAGCAACCCACGCUCCACCAACAGGGCAGGCCGAUGCCACCAAAGCUCCAGCAACCCACACUCCACCAACAGGGCAGGCCGAUGCCACCAAAGCUCCAGCAACCCAUGCUCCACCAACAGGGCAGGCCGAUGCCACAAAAGCUCCAGCAACCCAUGCUCCACCAACAGGGCAGGCCGAUGCUACAAAUGCUCCAGUAACUGAUGCUCCAGCAACCCAUGCUCCACCAACAGGUCAGGCAGACGCUACAAAGACUGCAGCAACUGAUGCUUCAGGAAAGCCUGUUCCACCAACAGUGCAGGAUGACUCCACAAAGGCUCCAGCAACCAACACUCCAGUAACUGAUGCUCCACCAACAGGGCAGGCAGAUGCCACAAAGGCUCCAGCAACACCUGCUCCCCCAGUAGAUCAGGCCAUCACUACAAAUGCUCCAGCAACACCUACCCCACCAAUAGAACAGACCAAUAUCACAAAUGGUCCAGCAAUACUCAUCCAGCCAACAGAACAGGCUAAUGCCUCAAAUGCUCCAGCAAUGCCCAUCUCUCCAAAAGAACAAACCAACAUCACAAAUGCUCCAGUCACACAGACUCCAGUGACACAGCAGGCCAGAACAACCCAUGCUACUGUAAAAUCCACCACAUCAACAACCAAAAGAUCCACCACAACUCGAAGUUCUACCAGAAUUGUCACAACUCAUCAUUCUACCACUACUGCAUCUUUUCACACAACUAGACCCAGCUCUACAAAAUUUCAUGGAAAAGAAAAUGCUCCUUCAGGUGGUGCCAUUAAUAGAUCUGGAAUUGGUGUUGGUCUCAUAGUAUUGGCUGUUCUAAUAAUACUUCCGGUUUUCAUCAAACUUCUUUGUUACUCUGGGAAAUCAGGCUCUUACAAUAUUCAUGAGAUCAACAAAGAACUUAAUGUUUUCUUACCUGAUAAAAUGGAAUCGGGCAAGCCCACUGAAGUAAGAACUUGGUAAAAUAAAAAAUGUCUUCUUAUCAUGGCUUUUUUUCUGCAGCUCCUAAAAUGUUAAUCAUCAGAAUUGACUCGGGACUUUUCCAUAUCUGACAUUUAUUCUAUAUUCUAUGUUCUGUAUUAUAUUUGAUAUAGAAUAUUCUAUAUUCUGACAUUUACUACCAGAUAUGUUUUCAUUUUGGUUUCUUUCCUUUGACUAAACACAUGCAUUAUUAGAAUGCUUAUUUAUUAAUUCUUUAUAUUUCUACAAUCUUUCAUCUUAGUAAAUAAUGCUGGGGAAAAGUGGAUUGUGUAUUAGCGCUUAUGCAUAUAUAUUUUUUCAUUAUCCUGCUUGUGGUAAAUGGAAUGCUAAUGGUUUGCAUUAAACAUGCUACUUCUUUUUCUUUGCAGUUUUUAGGAUUUCAGGUGCUUUUUUAAAAUACUAACUUUUAAAGCAUUUUUACAGGUAUUUUGGAGUCUUUAAAAGAUAUCUAAUAGGUAUUAAUCAGAACAGAACAGAGUUUAACUAAUCUUCUUGCAACAUAUACUUCUUACAAUAAAUAAUAAUAAUAAUAUUAGUAUUUCUAAAGUAUAGAAAUACUUUACACCUAAUUUUUCUUUCAGCAGCCCUGGAAUAUAGUAGAUAUUGCUAUAUCCAUUUUACAAUUUAAAAUAGUAUAGGCUUUGCCCAAGGUUACACAAUUAGUAAGUUUCUGGGCCAGAUUUAAAUUCAGAUAGCAACUUAAUUCCAGCAUUCUAGCAUCCUAUUCUGUGCAUCCUAGCAUGGAUUUCAGCUUCCUAUUUUAUGCAGUUCUGCUGAGUACCUCCCUUGGGUACACAUUGCACACUCAUGCAUGCACACACCAUGCCUUACUUCCACAGCAUAUUGCUUACCUGAAAGAACUUUUCAACUAGGAAACUUGUUUUAAUUUUUCUGUAUUACUCAAAAAAAAAAACAUAAGAAAUGGAUUCUCAUCUUUUAAAUUGGCAAUUCUAUAGUUGCUGAACAAAGGUGCCUUGAAGAAAAGUUAUCCAUAAUACCUGGUGUAUUGCUUUUCCAUUAUUUACAAUUUUCUUUCUAAUGAUGAUGCUUAGUGCUCUGUGCUUGAUAUUUUAAUCCCACUAACAACUAAUGCUUGAUUCAGUACUCUUUAGUAGAAAGGCAGUCUGUGAUUCUGUGUUGAUUUUUUUUUAACUUUUCAGGAAAUACAUGUAUAAUCUUGGCACUGUUGAUUAUGAAACUAUUAACGGCUGGCUAACUAACAGCAAAAAAGAAGAGUUAAGCAAGACAAUUCUUUUGCCCAGACUUUAUCUAGUUUCACUAGGACUCUCAUGAGAAGUGGAUGUAAUUUUCGGCAUAAUCUCCUUGCCUUUCUGCACAUGGAAUUUUCUUACUGGGCUUGGCAUUUGAAUGAAGUAAAGAGAAGAAUCAGUCUCAGAAUUUUAUUCUGAAGCCUCCUGAAUGUUAUUCUGAAGCUAAACCUCCUGAAAACACUAGCAAUUUGCAAAUUGCAGACUGUUCCCUUUUUUUCCUAAGUGUGCAACUAAGGACUGAAUCUUGCUUACCUUAGAACAUAAGUCAGCAAACAAACCAAAAACCACCAAAGCAAAAUCCAUUCAAAAUCAACUGGCUUUCACUGGUGGUUUGAUGCUAUUUUAAAUCUCUUAACUCUAAGGCCAAUACACUUGCUCCUUCACUACAGCUGCAUGGCAUUUCUCUAUGCCUCCCUUUUUGUCCUUACAACGGUUAUCAAAAAGAUAAAUCUUUAACUUAAAAAGACUUUAAUCAGGUAUUGGGAGCAUGAUAUUUUGUCAUACUUUGUACAAAACUACCAGGAAUAGAGGAACUGAAUUGUCAAAUUUUCCUUUCUGUUGAUUACAUUUAAAAGAAGAAAAUCUAAAUGAAAAGACUUGUCAUCUUUUCCCAUUUUUCUUAGGAUUUGAUUAAUGUUAACAUAAAUAGCAAAGGGAAAGUGUGAUUACCUGUGGUUUGUUGGAAUUCUUGGUUUGACCAGGAUUCUAGAAACAAAGAAUUACAGGUUUCUCCUUUUGGUAGACUAUGUCAGCUGGCACUUUGGUCCAUAAUACAUCUGAGGAGGGAAAAAAAGCCUAUGAAAAGGAUCUUUCUGACUUAGUGUCAAGUUAAAUCAGUUUUAUUUUUACAUCCAGAGAUUGUAUAAAAGUGAAUUUUUUAAAGAAAAAAAAAAGGUUCUGUACUUUUAAAAUAAUGUAUUUGUAGCCAAAUUGUAUAUUUUGUUGUCUUGUAAUUUAAAUUUUAUUUAUUUACAUCAGUGAGUGGAAGUUUUACAUAUAUACUGUGAAAAUUCACAUGUUCAAGAUUUAUGAAGAGAAUAUUAUUUUCCCAAAAUAAAAAUAAGUAAAUGAAUGUUUGAUAAUGAUUUUAUACCAUCCAAUUUGCUAAACUAUUUCAUUACAUGUGAAUAAUGAAAACAUCUGUUUGCACUAUUGUACAAUGAGAUUUUAAAAUAAGAUAUGUUGUUUCCAUUAAAGUAGCAGUUGGAGAUUUUAAAACAAACUAGUUUUUAUUUUAAGUAUAUAAAUUUAGCAUUGUCAAGCACUACUUACCUCACAUGAUUGUUACAAGGAAAGCAAUUUGUGAACUUUAAAGUAUUUGUUGACGUCAAUAAAUGUGAGUUCUUAUUAUAGUUUAGGGCUCCUGACAGAGGUAUGAAGCUGUUAUUGAUGUAGAACAGAAGGGUGAAACUUUUUCUGCCAAGGGCAUUUGGAAAUAUACAUAUGUAUGUAUAUAUGAUCACAAGAUAUUCCUCUGAUUUGGGAAGAUUAGAAUUCAGUUCCUGCCUCAGGCACUUAUUUUAUUACCUUUUUUUAUUUCCCCCCAGUUACUGUGUUUUUUUGUUGUUGUUGUUGUUGUUUUUGGUUAUACAUGUACGUUCAUUUUUUACAUAUUUCCCUAUGAGUCAUAUUGGGAGAGAAAAAUCAGAAAGGGAAAAACCAGGAGGAAAAAAAAUACAGGAGAAAAAAAAUGAAAAUAGAAUGUGUUGAUCUAUAUUUAAUCUUCAUAGUUCUCUCUCUGGAGACAGGUGGUGUUUUCCACAUUUGGAUAUUUAUUUUUUAAUUUUUUUUUUUAUUUUGUUGAGGCAAUUGGGGCUAAGUGACAUGCCCAGGGUUACACAGCUAAGAAGUGUUAAGUGUCUGAGGUCAAAUUUGAACUCAGGUCCUCCUGACUUCAGGGCUGGUGCUCUAUUUACUUUGCCACCUAGCUGCCCCUCAUUUGGAUAUUUAUAACAUCAUUCUCAGGACAUAGAAAAUGAUCAACUUAUAGAACUCAAGCAGUGGGAGGUUGUUGUACUUAACUUUCAGUUCAUCAUCACCUUAGCAAAUGAUUUUCAGAGCCUUAUAUGGCCCAUGAGCCAGACGUUCCCCACCCCUAAUGUAGGGGAAAGGAAAGGAUCUAAGAACCAUUCAUAGUUUUCUGUAUCACACCAAAGCUCCGAUUCCUUUCAGCAUCCCAUAGCCAGAAACAGAUACAGGUUUAUCAUUCCCAAGUGUAAAGUCACCCAUAUAGAUGGCCAGAAUCAAGAAGAACCAAUAUUUUGUGGGAUAUCUCAGUUUUAGAAAAAUAAUGAUAAUCAUAAUAAUUAGAGCUGUCAAAAAUAGAAAGAUUUGCUUUGCAAGUUAUGAAUUUCUCUAUCUUUGGCAAUAUUUAAGCAGAAACUGGAUAACCAUUUCCUGGAGUGUGUUUUAACAAUUUAGACUAAUAAUUGUGAGAACUGGCUUAUUGCUAGACAAGAAGUGAUAGGAAAUGACUAUAUGUUUGAUCACUAAUUGAUCCUCCUACAUGAUGGAGUGUCCUAUGAACCCAACAUUAGGCUUGGUUAGCUUCAUUUAGAGUUAGGGAUAUAUGUUAGUAAAACAUCAGUUUAGCAUACUUAUCAAAUGCAGGUGUGGAAGAUUUGCAAAGUAUAAAUCACAGUGCCUUUUUGAUUGAUAAAGAGAGGGGAAAUUCGUAAACCAGACCAAAGACUGGUCAUUUUCCAACUUAAUCCCUGUGAAUCUGCCCAGCAAUAAUAAUCAAAUAUAAGGAAAGAUAGUGAUUCCUGAUCAGAGUACAUAUCCUACUGUACACCUUAAUCCACCUACUGGAUUGUAAGGUAAGAAUAUAUCCAUGAGUAAUAACUUGCCUAAAAGCACUUAUGUUCCUUAGAACCUCCUCAUCUACAAUCCUUCACAAUAAUCCUUGGUCUCUUCCUACUUCUUCAGUUUAUAGUUCUAUGACUUCUAAGGAUCUUUCUAGCUCAAGGAUUCUGUAAUAAUUCAUUGAUUGAAGUCCUGAUAUUUGCAUUCCCUACUACGUUUUCAGACUCGUGAAAAUUCAACUCUUUUAAAGUAUUCCUGAACCAGUACAAAUAUAUUUUCAUGUUUAUUUAUGACUUUUAUUGGGGUUUGCUAAGUUGUGACAAUCAUAAUGCAUUUUACAAUGUUUGAUUUAUCAUUUCUGUAUUCCCAUUCAUAUUAGAUACAUAUAGAUAUAUUUGCUGGGAUUUUUGCAAACUGCAAAUGCCAUCCUUCAUUUUUGAGUGGAUGGGCGCAGCUGGCUUGAAAAUAUAUCUAAAGAAAACUGUAAACUUCUUGAGCAAAGGUCCUAUUGUCUUUUUAAAAUUAAUUUAUUAUAUUUUUAAUUUAUGAAAUAAAACAAGUGUUUAAAUAACUAGAAUAUUUUUAAAAGAUGAUUGCAAGUGAAACUGCAAGUCUAUUAUGUACAACUUGCUAUUCUUUGAAAUAUACAAUAAAGUUAUCAUAUAAAUUUCUUUUAUUUCCUUCCCCCCUACCCUAGAGAUGUUUACUAUUAGACAAACAUAUGUAUAUAUGUGUAAAAUCAUUCUACACAUACUUCUGUUUAUUUGUUCUUUCUCCAAAUGCUAAUAAUAUUUUCCUUCAUAUAUCUUUUGUAGUUAUUUUGGGUAUUUAUAAUAGUCAAAAUAACUUAGUCUUUC
Messenger RNA from Antechinus flavipes (yellow-footed antechinus), 7296 nucleotides. It is a transcript of the gene CD55, whose product is annotated as CD55 molecule (Cromer blood group). The record is from RefSeq and is a predicted model, not a curated record. The transcript is spliced from 11 exons. Bases 153 to 2345 code for a protein of 730 amino acids. NCBI's taxonomy places the organism in Eukaryota, Metazoa, Chordata, Mammalia, Dasyuromorphia, Dasyuridae.